Messenger RNA from Perognathus longimembris pacificus (Pacific pocket mouse), 1381 nucleotides. Its product is annotated as ral guanine nucleotide dissociation stimulator-like. NCBI's taxonomy places the organism in Eukaryota, Metazoa, Chordata, Mammalia, Rodentia, Heteromyidae. Gene Ontology annotation, biological process: positive regulation of GTPase activity; Ras protein signal transduction. Gene Ontology annotation, molecular function: guanyl-nucleotide exchange factor activity. Bases 1 to 1308 code for a protein of 435 amino acids. The transcript is spliced from 12 exons. Gene Ontology annotation, cellular component: plasma membrane. The record is from RefSeq and is a predicted model, not a curated record.
AUGACAGUUGUGUCCCGAUAUUACGCUAUCCUGGCCUUUCCUUACUGGAUAAUUGCAUUAUGGACCUCCCGACCCUCAACCUGGAUUGUGACCUGGGGAGAUGCCCCCACCAAGUUGAGAGUGACACUGGCAGCAUGCAAUGCCUGUGCACCAGGGCUUGCUCAGGACAGUGCAGCUGCCUGGAGACCUCAGCAGGAGUCCCAUUACGACCUGGCCAACGUGAAGGAGCAGGCUCCCUCCACUUCUGGUCAUUCAGAGCUGGAUUGGGCAGCAGUUCCUGCCCAAGAACCUUACUACCCUCCUCUUGUGAGCAGAGAGAUUGGACACAGCCGGAAGGUGCCUCCUGCCCUGAAUGGACUUCCCCAGCUGAUGUCGGAGCAGCUCACCAGGAUGGAUGUGGAGCUCUUUGUGAAGGCAGAGCCCAACCAGUGCCUGGGGUCCAUGUGGUCCCGGAGAUACAACAAGGGCAAGCCACGCCUGGCCCCUAGCAUCCAGGUCAUCUUGAUACACUUUAACAAGGUCGUGUCCUUGGUUACAACCCACUGUCUUGGGGACCUCAGCAUGAACACCUCAGUCAGGGCGCAUCUGCUGGAAUUUUGGAUCCAGGCGGCUGAGGGUUGCCGCGUCCUGAGGAAUUUCUCCUCACUGCACGCCAUCAUGUCUGCCCUGCAGAGCAGAGCCAUCUCUCGUCUGCACAGGUCAUGGCAACAGGUCUCCAGGAAGGACUUGCUCACAUUCCAAAAGCUGGCCGAGAUCACCUCUCCUGAAAACAACUACUCUAAGAGUAGAGAGCUGCUACUGAAGGAGACCCGCAAGCUGGCGAAGCUGCUCAAAGGAGGUCCUAGGCAGUCUAAAAAGAUGGGGAUGAUCAAGGGCAUCGUGCCCUAUCUGAGAAUCUUCCUGAAAGAUUUCCUCGUGGUUCACCUGGCCUACGUGGAUGCCCAGGAUGAGAAAAGCAAAGAGAAGAAUUUGAUACGGGAAAUCGAGAUCCUCGAUCAGAUGAGAGAGCUGCAACGCAGUUGCCGCUUUUAUAAUAUUCGAGUGGACCACCAUUUUACUGAGUGGUUCAGGGGCCUGGAGCGGCUCAGCAAGGAUGCCAGCUACGAGCUGUCCUGUACGCUGGAGCCCUGCAGUCCCACUGACUGUCCAAGCAAGAAGCGCUCAGCCAUUGGCAAUCCUGACAAGAAUGGCGGCUCCCAGCCACUCCAAAUGACCUUUCUCCAGAGGACAAAGAAGAAGCUUAGAGCCUGUUUCAGCUUUCUUCCCAGGAAAAGAAAGGGCCAAAACAUUAAUAUCAUCUCACCUUAGUCUGGCUGGACUGGGGCUAAUCACCACAAACCUAAGGUGGCCCAGGCCACACCUCCCCUGCGUUCACCGCCAA